Messenger RNA from Lactuca saligna, 1272 nucleotides. The record is from the annotation of a GenBank genome assembly. NCBI's taxonomy places the organism in Eukaryota, Viridiplantae, Streptophyta, Magnoliopsida, Asterales, Asteraceae.
AUGCAAGCUAUUCACACUACUGGAAAAUUGAAAUCCAACUUUAAUGCCUUUAUCCUUGCUGCUACAACUUUGGUCCUGUUUUCAACUAUUAAAGUAUUUGUCCCUGGAAAACCUGCUGUUGACUACCAAGGAGCAAGAGAAGCAAAACCAAUCACAGAAUUUGCACUCAAACAACUGAAGACACUCCUUAAAGACAGAUUAAGUGGAAAAACUACAAUUACUGAAUCAAGUGUACAGAAAAGAAAAGAGAGGUACAUAACAGAAGCAUAUAGAGAUGUGCAUCAAAAAAGUGUACAGGCCAUGAAAGCACAAACGGGCGAUCUUGGACAGAGCUUAGGAAUGACCCAAGCCUUCGGUCGACGACGCCUCCGCCUCUGGCCAACGACGCCUCCGCCUCCGGUUGACGACGCCUCCACCUUCGGUCUCCAGUCGACGAGACUGACGAAGUCUCCUACUCCGGCCUACAGCCGCUUCUACCUCCUUCUUUCACGUUGUUUACAAAAAGAAAAACCAGAAAAAGAAGUGUUGAUAAACCCAAAACGAAAUAUCUUGAAGAAAGAUAAAAGACCUCUCAUUGAACCAUUACCAAUGUUGACCCAAGCUGCUCCUAUUCUUCAUGACCAGGAAAAAGAGAAAGAAAACGUGAAUGUUGAAGAAGCUAAAGAGCAUAAGAAGAAAGCAAAGAAAAAGCAAGAGUAUGAGAAAAAUCUUCCUAGAAAGAAAAGAAGGAAACUGGAAGCAUCUAAAGAGAUGAUGGGGGAUGAAGCAGAAAAUAGGGUACAAAAGGAAAAGUUAUACAAAACGAUGCAAGAACACAUGAUGCCAAAGAAACUGUUUAAGAGCCACAACAUUCCGGAGUCGUUUCCUAUUGUGUCUGAACCCGGGAUCUUCAACACUGCGAGUGUUGAAACAGUGAUUAGCUCAGUGGCCAUUAUGGAGAUGUUGAAAAAAGAACAACUUGAUAUUAGUUGUAUUCUCUGGUAUCAAAUAAUGGAUAACAAAUGUGGUUUUAUAAACCCACAAUGUAUCAUGUCUACGAGAUGUGAAUGUGAUGAUAGGGGUGAAACAGAUCAUGUCAUCAAUGAUCUUGUUGAUGUGAUGAAUUUUCAUGAGGAAAAACAAUUUUUUCUUGCACCAUAUUGGGAAAGGAGACAUUGGAUGUUGAUAGUGAUUUGUCCUCAUCAAUAUAAAAGCUACAUUUUGGAUUCUGCCAGAGGGACAAAGACAUUGAAAGACUACACAAUAGUUGAACAUGGCUGUUACAAGGUUUAA